Neoarthrinium moseri is the source of this 1095-nucleotide messenger RNA. RefSeq lists its product as uncharacterized. The transcript is spliced from 2 exons. Bases 1 to 1095 code for a protein of 364 amino acids. Lineage: Eukaryota; Fungi; Ascomycota; Sordariomycetes; Amphisphaeriales; Apiosporaceae. The record is from RefSeq and is a predicted model, not a curated record.
AUGGCCUCAAAAGCCUCCAUCCCGCGCUUCCUCCUCCCUCAGUACGGUGCCAUCUGGCGCACCGCGGCUAGGACGGUCCCGUUCCCGCGACCCGUCAAUGCCGAGCUCGGCCAGGUCCUCGUGCGAUAUGCCUCCAAGACGGCAGCUUCCACCACAACCGCCGCCGCGAAGAAGUCGGCGGCCGCCACCACAGCUUCCAAGACGGCCGCAGCAAAGAAGGUAGCAGCUCCCAAGGCUGCCUCUACCAAGGCAACGGCCGCAAAGACGACCAGCGCCGCUGCCACCAAAGCCAAGGUGACCCCGCCCAAGACUUCGCCAGUCAAGGCUCCCGUCACCAAGGCGCCAGCCUCGAAGCCUGUCACCCCGAAGACAGCUUCCACAGCGACUGCGAAGGCUGCGGUGCCAAAGACGUCUACUCCCGCACCGGCUGCUGCUCCCAAGGUUGCUCCCAAGACGAUCACGCCCGACCCCUCCAAGCCCAUUGUUCUCGAGAAGCCAGAACGCUUCAACCCGCCAUCUCACGGAUCCAGGCUCCCCCGAUCUAUACCAAAGCACUAUGGCGGUGCCCCAACCAUGGAGGAGGUAACGGCGCAACAGAAGAAGCAGUAUCCCGGCCUCCCGCCGCCCCCGAACACAUGGUCCCACUGGUUCUUGAACAACCGCCACAUCCACAUGUUCAUCACCUUGGGCACCCUGUUGUCUCUUGCGUUCUACACCUUUGCCGCCAAGUUCAACGCCACCUCGCCGUACGCAGACAUGAUCCCGGCCUUCUCCGAGUUCUGGUCGCACCCCAUUGACUACAUCGGCACCUGUCUGCACGUUCUCAAGCUGCACGAGGAGCACAUCUCGGCCGAGACGGCCGAGAAGCGCCGCCGCAAGGUCGACGAUGUGGCCAAGCGCAACGAGUACCGCAAGGCCCACGGCCUGGACUCGGCACAGGGGAUCGAGAGCUGGACCGGUCCCUCCCAGCCGGCCCCAUUGGCCCCGGCGGCCGCGCCGGCAGAGGCUCCUGCUGAGCAGAAGCAGCCCGAGGUCCAGCCGGACUUGUAUAUCGACGAGAACGGAAAGCGCAAGAAGUUCUGGGGGAUUUUCUGA